UGUGGUUCUGCACAAAACAUAACAACUGGUAAACGCAGUUCAAUUUGUCCAUUUGUGUCUGAAGAGAGGCAGCAGAGCUGAGCAUCAACAAAGAUAGAAAAUGGACUCAGCCAGUAGUUUCCUGUCUGAAGAUCAGUUCCUGUGCUCCGUCUGCCUAGAUGUUUUCAUCGAGCCUGUUUCUAUUCCAUGUGGACACAACUUCUGCAAGACAUGUAUCACCAAACACUGGGAAGGCAAAAACCAGUGUCACUGUCCACUGUGCAACAAGAAGUUCAACAAAGGGCUCAAACUUUGUGUCAACACCGGAUUCAGGGAGGUUGUGCAGAAUUUCAAGAAGCAUUGUGUCAUAUCUACAAAUAAUGUCCCUGUUAAACCAGGGGAGGUGCCAUGUGACUUCUGCCUUGGCAUCAAGUUCAAAGCCUACAAAACAUGUUUGGUUUGUUUGGCCUCUUAUUGUGAAACACACCUGGAGCCUCAUCAGAGAGUUGCUGCCUUAAAUAGACACAAACUGACUGAUCCUGUGCAGAACCUGGAGAACAAGAUUUGCAAGAAACAUAAUUGGAUUUUAGAGCUCUUCUGCAGGAAUGACCUGACUCGGGUUUGUGUCCUGUGUACAGAACAUAGCACUCAUGAUACAGUCCCAUUAAAGGAGGAGUAUGAAAAGAAGAAGGCACAGCUAGAGCAGAAAAAGGUGGAAGUACAGGUGAUGAUACAAGAGCGACAAAAGAAGGUUCAGGAGAUAAAAGAAGUAGUGGACACCAAGAGGAAUGACAAAGAUGAAGCCCUAGCAAAUACUGUUCAGGUCUUCAGUACUUUGGUAGCCUCGGUUCAAAGCAGCAUGACUGGGCUGAUGAGUGUGAUUGAAGAGAAACAGAAAGCAGCAGAAAGACAGGCUGAGGUGCUGGUCAAAGAGCUGGAGAGGGAAAUCAAUGAGCUCCAGGGGAGCAGCACUAAACUGGAGCAGAUCUCACGCACUGAAGACCACCUUCAGUUCAUCAAGAGCUUCCUGUCCUCCUCCUCCUCCUUUCCACACACCAAGAACUGGUCUGACAUCGGUAUCAGUGGUCAGCACUGUGUGGAGGACCUGAAGAGAGCUAUGGUGAAGCUGGAUGUGACGCUCACCAAAGAGACGGAGCGAGCUACUCAAGAAUUCAGGGCGUGCUGUGGUAAAAUCCUUGCUGAAGAAACUGACACAGUGAAGAAAGCUGCACUAACAGUCACAGAUCUAGAGACUCUACCUAAAGGUGUCAAGUUGGACGCAAUCCGGCAGCAGUAUGCAGUGGACAUGACCUUUGACCCAUGCACUGCGAACGAUCUGCUCCUGUUUUCAGAGGAUUUAAAACAAGUGCGAACUUCUCACCUUUGGUGGUUUGCAGAUGAAGUCCCACACAAAUUUAACAGAUAUGCCUACGUCCUGGGAAAAAAGGGCUUUUCUGAAGGGAGAUUCUACUUUGAGGUUGAGGCCACAAGGAAGACUGGCUGGGAUUUAGGAGUAGUCAGAGAGUCAACGCGUGGAAAGAAGGCACCCACACCAAACCCCAGGAAUGGAGUCUGGAUCAUUAGAUUGAGGAACAACACCAAAUGCACGGCUUUAAAUAACACCACUGUCAACCUCUCCUUGAGAAAGAAACCUGAGAGGGUCGGGGUGUUUGUAGAUUAUGAGAAGAAGCUGGUCUCCUUCUAUGACGUGAAUACUGCAUCUGUGAUCUACUCUUUCACUGGCUGCAUAUUCAAUGAGAAAAUCUUCCCAUUCUUUAGCCCCGGCCCCCCUGAGGAUGGUAUAAACUGUGCCCCCCUGGUCCUCUCACCUGCCAAAGACUCAACCACGUGGGAAAAGUUUUCAGAGUCUGUAGGCCUGAUUAUUACUCUCAUUGCUCUGGUUUUGAUGUGGAUGUAAAAAAUAUAUCUUCUUUUUUUUUUUUUUACAAGGUCUAGAGUUGAAACAGAUUCUGAUGAAAUCUAAAUCCAAUGAAAUCUGAUUAUGAUUGAGGUCAGUUCUUGGAUAUUUUAGAAA
This is a messenger RNA of Seriola dumerili (greater amberjack), 2014 nucleotides long. Its product is annotated as E3 ubiquitin-protein ligase TRIM39-like. Gene Ontology annotation, molecular function: zinc ion binding; protein binding. Bases 101 to 1897 code for a protein of 598 amino acids. The record is from RefSeq and is a predicted model, not a curated record. The transcript has 2 exons. NCBI's taxonomy places the organism in Eukaryota, Metazoa, Chordata, Actinopteri, Carangiformes, Carangidae.